Stegodyphus dumicola is the source of this 5235-nucleotide messenger RNA. RefSeq names its product soluble guanylate cyclase 88E-like. NCBI's taxonomy places the organism in Eukaryota, Metazoa, Arthropoda, Arachnida, Araneae, Eresidae. Gene Ontology annotation, molecular function: nitric oxide binding; guanylate cyclase activity; heme binding. Gene Ontology annotation, cellular component: guanylate cyclase complex, soluble. The record is from RefSeq and is a predicted model, not a curated record. Gene Ontology annotation, biological process: response to oxygen levels; cGMP biosynthetic process; nitric oxide-cGMP-mediated signaling.
AUGAAUAUUUAUGAAUUUAUUUGGACUAAAAUUUCAAACUGUGUUUCUUCCAAGGUUCUUGGUGUCUCCGAGAGAGAAUUUUUAGACCAGAUGGGAGUUUACUUUGUAUCAUUCGUAGGCCAAUAUGGCUACGAUAGAGUACUUGGUGUCCUAGGUAGACAUAUGCGAGAUUUUCUGAACGGAUUGGACAACUUGCACGAGUACCUUAAGUUCAGCUAUCCCAGGAUGAAAGCUCCUUCCUUUUUCUGUGAAAAUGAAACAUCCUCUGGUCUAACAUUACACUAUCGAAGCACCAGAAGAGGAUUCCUGUGGUAUACCAUUGGACAAAUUCGGGAAGUUGGGCGCCACUUCUACAAAACAGAUGUAAUCAUCGAAGUCAUUAAAGAGGAAACAAUCUUCGAUACCUUGCACGUCAUGAUGCAGCUCACUUUUGACAAUCGAGCUUUCCAAACUGACAGGCGCCAGAGCGUACAGAGAAUCGACAAGAAUAUGAUGCCUGUGAAUGCCUUCCUCUUUCUGGAGAUCUUUCCAUUCUGCAUCGUGUUCGACGAAUACUUAGUUAUCAGGACAAUCGGCAACAGUCUCCAAGCCGUUAUGCCAAAUAUCAUCGGCAAGAAACUUACCUUAGUUUUCGAGCUCACGAAACCUCUCAUCGAAUGCACAUGGAGAGCGAUCCACAGCCAUACGAACAAUGUUUUCGAGCUAUGUUCGGUCGAACCCGUCAAAGCCAAGGAAGAACAAUUACCAGAAACAUCUUCCCUUAGAAGCAUCGAUUCGGACAUCCACAACGAUGACGAUACAAGAAUGGAAGAUAAACUGCUUCACUUAAAGGGACAGAUGAUGUACAUGGAAGAAUGGAAAAGUAUGGUUUAUCUGGGAACACCAGUAAUGCGUGAUUUGGACGCCAUGGUACACACGGGCCUUUACAUCAAUGACCUGAGCAUGCACGACUUCAGUAGAGAUAUGGUCUUGGCUGGACAACAACAGUCUGCAGAACUCAAACUAGCCCUGGAUCAGGAACUCCAGAAGAGCAAGCAGCUCGAAGAGUCCAUGCGGAAACUGGACAUAGAAAUGCGGCGAACGGACGAAUUGCUGUACCAAAUGAUUCCGAAACAGGUUGCCGAUCGUCUGAGGAAGGGAGAAGCAGCUGUUGAAACAUGCCAGUUCUUCGAAAGUGUAACCAUCCUCUUCAGUGACGUGGUGACCUUCACCGAAAUUUGUAGCCGCAUCACUCCAAUGCAGGUGGUGUCCAUGCUGAACUCCAUGUACAGCAUCUUUGACCAAUUGACUGAAAAACACAACGUCUACAAAGUGGAAACGAUAGGAGAUGCUUAUAUGGUUGUCUCAGGCGCUCCAGAAGUUGAAAAGAAACAUACGGAUAAAAUUUGUCUGAUGGCCCUCGAUAUGGUAGUCGUUAUAGGAGACUUGAAAGACCCGUCUACUGGCAACAGUUUGAAGAUACGAGUAGGUGUCCAUACUGGUGCUGUAGUUGCUGGGGUGGUCGGUCUCAAGAUGCCUCGAUAUUGUUUGUUCGGAGAUGCCGUCAAUACAGCUUCUAGGAUGGAAAGCACGAGUGAAGCACUAAAGAUUCACAUAAGCGAAAAAACAAGAGAAAAACUAGAUCUGGAUGAGUGGGACAUUUCAGAUCGCGGGACCAUUACUGUGAAGGGUAAAGGUGAGAUGAAGACAUAUUGGCUGCAUGGACGCUUAAAGUCCCCUAACACAGGGCACGUGCAAGAAACGCCUACCCUCCUAGAGCCAUCCAGUACUGAUUUGAAAAUUGACCCUCAGAAGCCUGAACUGAUGCAAGACCCAUCCGACACUCGAUCUUUGUAUUCACCAGUGACAUUUGAGGACGUCUCUAGAUAUUCACCAAUCAUGUCGCCAACUAGCUCCACUACAAGCGAUAUCAUAGCACAAAUGGGGACCGAGAAAAACAACAGUUUGAGGCUGCCAGAACCUUCGGUGUCCCCGAAACUUGCUGGGUACAGAAAAGGUACCAUUCCACGACUACCAGUCGAGGCAAAAUUUCCCGUGGAUUUGAAGAAAAGCACAACAUUGUCUACUGUCGGUGUACAGACAAGCCCGCAUUUGCACUGCCCAUGGGGAAUUUCUUCACAGUGCCUUCGACAUGACAGGCGAAAUCCGUUGUCUACUGUUGAGGCAAAUGGAUAUUUUCACUUUAACCAUAAUUCACACCGCUGUCAUACCUGCCAUUUGGCUGAAAUUUCUCCAGCUUUCAGCACCUCACAUUUCGGUUGCCAGCUCCCACAUAUACAGCCACGUCCCAGUCUGCCUACUCGCCAGAGUAAGAGAGGGAAUGUCCAGGUCAUUCAUGUUGCCCCCAGGGUGAGAGGCGUACCUGCACCAGCAUCUGAUAACGACUCCCCUCGGUCUCUGGUGAAAAGCAAUAGCUGUGUUUUCCUGUGAUCCUCGACCCCACAGGAACCUGAACAGACUGUGAUAGGAAGUCUAUCAUACCGUCAUCUAUUCCUAAUCUCUCAUUCUUAGGUGUUAUCAUCUCAUCGAUCUGAAGCGAUUUUUGUGUGAUUUAAUUUAUUGCAAUGUAUUCAAAAAUGAUUUCCUCGUACUUCCGGGAAAUUUUCUAUUAACUUGAAUGUAAUUUCAUAUGUGGAAUUACUAACGAAACAUUACAAAUACAUUAUCAAUUGUAAAAACUUAGCAUGCUUACAGAGUGAUGAAAUAUUACUUUGGUAUCAGUAGGACCGAUGGCAUCAUUACGAGAUAGAUACUUUCGGAUGAAAAUUUCGUUCUGUACAGAGUUUGAAGUUCAAGUGUAUUACACAUCUAGUAAUUGUAAAGAAAGUGUACAUAAUCUUUGUUUUUGGUGCUGCCAUUUGGUAUGAACUUUAAUUAGUGAAUAUAAGUAACUGUAAUUUCUGAAAAAAGGUGCCAAAAUUAGUAAGAAUACUCUCAUCGUUACAUGUGGGCAUAGAAUCCAAGGAUUUUCAUGCCCCUAUCUACGAAAGAAAAACAUGGUCAUCGAAUUCCGUGACAUUGAGACCCUAUUCGAAAAUCCUGAGCGAUUCAAAGGAUUUAAAGAUCAUUAACCUAUUUUCCUUACCAGGCAAUUAAAGUUCAUUCAAUUAAUCUAAAAAUAUUCUAAAUUAAUUCAACGUUUCUGACAAGAAACAAUCAAAAUGUAACAAGGCAGGUUGUAAACUUAUCUAAAUACCAAAAGUUAAAAUAAAAAUACAGCUACCAGAUGCAAAAGAAAUAGUGAUUAAUAAUUCAACUGUUAUGAGAAAAGGAUAAUCAGUCUUCUAUAAUUAUCACAAUUGGGAAGCAGAAAGAGAACUGAUCUAAUAAUUACAAGUGAGUGGUGUUUACAAACGUGCCCAGUAUUUAAACCUUAACUUUUCAGAACGGUAUUACAUUUGCAUUACAUUUUCCCAUGCACUAGAGCAAGAACCAUUCAACGCUUUUGAGAGAACAAUGGUUAAGCUUUCUUCUGCAAGAAAGUAGAUCUUGAGUUCGAUUCCCUAUGGAGUAAAAUGUUUUUCACCGUCUCACUGACAAAUCUAAGUUGCUUGUGCAAUAGCUGAUUUUUAAAAAUUAAAUAGAUAUUAAAAGUAAACAUUUACUAUACUAAGUAUCACAAAUGAGUAUGUAUUAAUUAUUAAGAACGACAACAGAUAAGUGAUUUUUUCUAAGAAGUGUUAGAAUGUUAAUAGUACGCACCAUGGUAUAUAGGAAUUCGUGAUCAAAUGUCAAAAAUUUUCAAUUCAUUACACUUUAUUUUGCGUCAAGAAUUAAAGAAAUCUUACAGUAAUAUUCAGUAUCUGGAAAAAUAUAUCUUAAAAUAUAUCCGGUUGCAUCAGUAAAAUCACAGAUUUUAAAAUUAAGAGCUAAUAUAUUUCUGACCACUUUGAAAAAUCUAAUAUGAAUAAUGAAAGAAAAUUCAUUGAAAUUCGAUUCUAAAAUAGGUGAUUUUUUAGAAUUUAGCAUUGGACCACAGAUGAAUACGAUUCUGAAAUCUAAUUUUCUAAAAUUUGGCUUUGAACCAUGAAAAAAAUAAGGUUCUGAAUUCGGUGCUUUUCCAGAAUUUGGCUUUGAACCAUGGAAAAAUAGGAAACAUAGGAAACUGAAACAGGUACUUUUCCAGAUUUGGUUUUGGACCAUAGAAAAAUAGGAUUAUGAUAUAAAUGCUUUUCUAGAAUUUGACUUUGGACCACGGAAAAGUACGAAACAUAGGAUUCUGGAAAACGUUCUUUUCCAGAAUUUGGUUUUGGACCACGUAAAAAUACCAAACAUACGAUUCUGGAAUAGGUACUUUUCUAGAAUUUGGUUUUGGACCAUGGAAAAACAGGAUUCUGAAUUAAAUGCGUUUCCAGAAUUUGGCUUUGCGCCACGGAAAAGUAGGAAACAUAAGAUUCUGGAAUAGGUACUUUUCCAGAAUUUGGCUUUGGACCACAGAAAGGUAGGAUUCUGAAAUAGGUAAUUUUCCAGAAUUUCAACACCAGUUAACCCUUUUGCUCUUCUUUAAUAGUAUAUUUUGUUGCUCUAUUGCAAGUUUUGCAUUUUUAACUCGAAAGUUCCUACAUCACUGUAUUGUUCUAUUAUUACAUAUUUCUAUAUUACCAAGAUAUUAUGUUAAUACCAUAUUAUAAUCUAUAUCUGAAAGUAAUAGUCAUUUAAAAACCAAAUGUAUGGCAAUUUAAGUCAUUACUGUCAUUUCUAAGAAUUUGAUUAAAAUUAUUUGUUUCUUUUAACAGCGAAUUUGUGAAAUUGCCAUCUGCUGUCAGAGAACUCUAAAAGCACAGUUUAUAAUUUUUUAAUAAAAUGGGCAUGUUGAGGGUUUAAAUGUUUAUGGUAGCGUUUAAAUUUUUACUUUGCCAAACUCUUGAAACAACAACCAUGUCUCCUGAAAUCCUUACAUAGAAAUUAUCAAAUAUCAUUUUUAAUAUUUUUUUCUCUUUUACAAAUCCUAAGAAACCCAUUAGAAACAUACAUAUAAGCUCAUUUGUAGAAAUGCAUAAGGAAAACAUAUUUUCGUUUCAGUAGCAGAAUUAAGCAAAAAAUAAUUUACAUUUUCCUGAAGUUUACUAGUAAGAAACCCCGCUAAAAAAAGUUUAAAUUUGCUUGUUUGAAAUACCGUUACAAGAAAUAUAUAAUAGCAUUCGUAUAUAAUUCUCAUAAUUAUAAUAAAUAAAUAUAUCGCAUUUUUUUAUUCGAGGGGGCAAUUUGUUCUGAAGGACUAUUAAUUUCAUUUUG